AUGCUUAGGUCCCUUGCCGCUUUAGAUCUCCCAAAAAAUAUCACCGACAUCAAUCACGCUUCGCAGACAGCGUCCAAGCACACUACGAUUCCACACACCAGCUCGCCCACUCCCGCGCACCUUUUCACUUCAGCCCUCCCCCAAACACUGCCAAACCAAACAACCGCGGCAACAACCAACCAACCAACCAUGGUCCAACUCGAAGAAGUCGAGGAUGCGGAGCUCGACCAAGCCCAACCCGGUCCCGUCGGAGACGACUACGACUCCGACGACUUUGUCGACACGGAUUCCGAGCUCUCAGACGACGAAAUCAUAUCAUCCGGCCCCCCCGCCGAAUCAAUCACAGACCGCCUCCUCGCCCUGCGCGACAUCCUGCCCCCCCGCUACCGACGCGCCCUCUCCUCCACGCUCAGCUCCACGCUCUCGGCGACGAAGACGGGCGCCUGGUGGGGCGGCAAGGGCCUCUGGGUGUUGACGACGGGCGCGGUGAUGCUGAGCGUGCCGUUCGCGGUGUGCAUGGUGGAGGAGCAGCAGAUUAUGGAGCAGGAGCGGGAGAUGAAGGCGCAGGAGGGGGCGAGGGAGGUGUUGGUGCCGGGGGUGGGGGCGGGGAGUGGGUUGUAG
This is a messenger RNA of Letharia columbiana, 621 nucleotides long. RefSeq lists its product as uncharacterized. NCBI's taxonomy places the organism in Eukaryota, Fungi, Ascomycota, Lecanoromycetes, Lecanorales, Parmeliaceae. Bases 1 to 621 code for a protein of 206 amino acids. The transcript is spliced from 4 exons. Gene Ontology annotation, cellular component: mitochondrial outer membrane. The record is from RefSeq and is a predicted model, not a curated record. Gene Ontology annotation, biological process: intracellular protein transport.